AUGUCUACAAGAGCGACAACAUUUGAUGAUUUAGCUACUGAGCUUCUACUUUGUAUAUGUGAUUAUUUACCAUUAGCUGAUCAAUAUUAUGCAUUUUUUGACUAUAACAAUCGUUUACGUUUACUAAUUAAACACUGGACAGUCAUCUUUAUUAAAAAAACACUAAGAGACGAUUUAUAUCGUUUUACUGUUUGUCAUUGCUGUAUUCAACGAGAAAAUUUUGGUACGAAAUUUUAUAUCAUACCAGCAAAGGGACAAUAUGCAUUUCAUGUGGGAAAACGAUUCUAUCCUUCAAUUAUCGAUCCAUUUAAUAUCCACUGGCAUUGUUUUAAGCAAAUACCAAAAUUAGAUCCAUUUGUUAGUAAAAUAAUUGCAAAAUAUCCAAUUGAAUUAAAUCCAUUCAAUGAUUUGGGUAGAUUGGAUAUGAGUCGAGAAUAUUUUCAUGCUUAUCCGACAAUUGUAUUAGUACUUAAACAGCAUAGAAUUAGUGAUGAAAAUGAUGAAUGGUUAAGAGAAAACUAUUCUGAUAUUUAUACUAAAGUUAAAAAUUGGAUUAAACAAGAUAAUGACGAUGAUUAUCAACUUAAACAGUAUUUAAUUCCGUUAUUUAAAAAUGAAUAUCAAAAACAAUACGAACAAUUUUAUAAUAACGUUCAACAAAUAUGCAAUGACUUAGAACAACUGAAAGAUAUUAAUAUAUUAAAUAUUUAUCCAUGGUACGAUGAAGAACAAAAAAGACGAGAGAAAGUAAAGAAUAAAAGAAAAAAAUGGUUAUGUAUCUAA
Didymodactylos carnosus is the source of this 783-nucleotide messenger RNA. The record is from the annotation of a GenBank genome assembly. Lineage: Eukaryota; Metazoa; Rotifera; Eurotatoria; Philodinida; Philodinidae.